AUCCCCCCUGGGGGGCUGGCUGGGGAUGGGGGCGUCUCCUCCUGGAGGUGGAAGGCGCCCCCUCCCUAUGGAGGAGGGGGCACGAGGCCUGGUUUCAGAGCGGCGUGGGACCACCUCCUGUCUCCACGCUGGCGUUGCACCCUAGAGCUGGGGGGCCAGGGGACAGAGAGGCCUUCUCUCGCUUGCAGGGGGUGGGAGCAUCUCCUCUUGCUGAGACAAGGGGUCGGUCUCCUCUCCUUGCCCCAGGAGUGGCAUGCAGGAGCGUCUCCCUCCCCCCUGCCCCUUUAACCCCCCCCCAGUCUUUGCAUUAAGGCUCCCAAGAGCAGAGAGGGACCCUGGUGACCAGGCAGUGGCCUUGACCAUGAAUGGGACAGACCGCUACUGCUGGUAUGUGUCCCUGGUACAUCUCAUGGCUGUUGUGCUGUUAGCUGGGAGAUGUUGGGCACUAACCUCGGUGGAAUAAAGGAGUCCAGGGGUUAAGGUGACCCUGUCACUGUAUAACACCAAAAAGCCAAAUAGGCUUUAGUGCCCUGAGCAUGGAGCCGUGGCUUAUCUCAGUGGCAUGUGAUCAGCCGGGAAGUCCCAGCUAGGGCUUCUAGAGGAGAGAGACCUGGAAGCAGAUCAUGCAGAACCUGCUAAAACAGAGAAUAACUAUCCGGUCUGGAUGAGCUAACCAAGCACUUGGCUGCUUAGGGAGUGGGCACGGGUCAAAAACGCAUAGAAGGAGACUCUAAUUUUUCAGGCUGCCCUGCUUGAGGGAACGAAGAGGCUCGGUUCUGGUUCGCAGUGCUGGACAGUAACAAUGAUGGUGUCUUUAUGGCGGCUUCGACCCUGGGAUGAUGCACAGUCAAGCCCAUCAAAACCGGCCAAGAUGUACAGUCGCUCAGGAAGACCUGAAGAGUGACUUGGCUUCCAGACUUGGCACCAGCGGGAAUGCCAGGUAGUCACCCCAGCACCAGCAGCACCCCCUGCCUGGGCCACGCAGGGCUCUGCUCUAUCCUCAGCCCCUCAUAUGCUCUGCAUCCUAGGGAUAGAAGAGACCUCCAGGGCCAACCAGUCCAGCCACCAGGUUUCUGUGACAUUUUGCCGGGGGGAGAGUCCAGCAGUUCAGGGAGAUGACCUUGCCUGUUGGUCAGGCAGAGCAGACCGUCAUUGGGGGUCUCUGCGCAGCAGGAAGCCGAGGCCACGGCCGUGACGGGUGUGGAGCCAUGAGUGAGUCUGUGGAGGGGGAUCCCCAGCUGGAUGGGGCUGGGCUGCUGGAGCCAGGAGGGCUUUGCCAGAGUCGGGAGCAGAGCCAGCAGCGCCAGACAGAGAGGCGAGUCAGGAGCUGCCCCGGGGGCGGAGAGAGCGUGGGCGAUGCCACGGUGAGGCCGUUUGGCUGCGACGGCUGUGGGAGGCGUUUCAGCCGCAGCUCCAACCUGCUGCGGCACCAGCGUGUGCACACUGGCGAGCGCCCUUUCCCCUGUGCCGACUGUGGGCGCCGCUUCACCCAGAGCGCCCACCUGGCCAAACACCGGCGUCUGCACAGCCCUGUCUCGCCCGCGGACCAGGCUCCCUCGACCCCGCCACGCAGCUACAGCCGCAGCCCCGAGUUCCUGCGGUUCCGACGGGCCCACGCCGGGCAGCGCCCCUUCCCCUGCCCGGACUGCGGCAAGCGCUUUGAUGCUGGCUCCGCCCUGGUCCAGCACCAGCGCAUCCACACAGGUGAGCGUCCUUAUGGCUGUGGGGACUGCGGCAAGCGCUUCCUGCGGGCGCCUGACCUGGCACUGCACCAGCGCAUUCACACUGGCGAGCGCCCUUUCCCCUGUGGGGACUGCGGGCGUCGCUUCCUGCGUGGCCCUGACCUGGUGCUGCACCGGCGCGUGCACACGGGCGAAAAGCCCUAUGAGUGCACGCAGUGCGGCCGCCGCUUCAGCCGCGCCCCUGGCCUGCUCCUGCACCAGCGUGUGCACACUGGUGAGCGCCCCUACUCCUGUGCCCUCUGUGGCCACCGUUUCAGCCGCCGCUCCAACCUGGCCCGCCACUUGGGCACCCACCAGGACGGGGCUGCUGCUGUGGGGCCGGCCAGAGCCCCUAGGAAAGGGUCCCUGGACCCUGGGCUGCCACACAUCAAGCGGCAUGGCUGCCCUGACUGUGGGAGGGUCUUUGCCCAGCGCUCCCACCUGUUGGCCCACCAGCGUGUGCACACAGGCGAGCGCCCCUUUGUCUGCCUGCAGUGUGGCAAGGCUUUCAGCCAGAGCUCGGUGCUGGCGCGGCACCGGCGCCUGCACAGCGGCGAGCGUCCCUUCCCGUGCGCUGACUGUGGGCGCCGCUUCACCGAGAGCGCCGUGCUGCUGCGGCAUCGGGCCGUGCACAGCGGUGAGCGCCCCUACUGCUGCACCCAUUGUGGGCGCCGCUUUCGCUUGCGUGCCAACCUGCUGCAGCACCGCCGGCUGCCAGCCUGCAGCGGCCAGGCACCAGGAGAGGGUAGUGCCCUGGUUGCACCCAGCCGCACCCGCCUAGAGUCUGGCGGCAAACCCUUUGGGUGCGCUAGCUGUGGCAAGCGCUUUGGGCGCCGCUCCACACUGGCGCGGCAUGGGCGCAUCCAUGCUGAGCGGCCCCAUGAGUGCAAUCAGUGUGGGCGGCGCUUCAGGCUGCCAGCCCAGCUGGCUGAGCACCUGCAGGUGCACAGUGAAGCCCCUUAUGAGUGCGCCCGCUGUGGUCAGCGCUUCGCCCAGAGCCGCAGCCUCAUCACCCACCAGGCUGUCCAUGCAGAGACCCCCACCCGCCUCUCCUUAGCGUGGCCAGACAAAGGCACCCAUGGUGUCCCACCAGAAACUGCACGCAUGGAAAGAAUCCAGGAGUCCCUGUCACCGCUUCUGCCCCAGAGAUGAAGACACAACGCAGGAGUCCUGACUCCCAGCCCUCCCUGGCUCACCUGGUAGCCCCCAAAUGUCCCUUCCCCCCCAAAUCAGGGCUAGAUCUCAGGAGUCUCAACUCCCAGCCCUCUUGGCUUCCCUUCCACUGGUAGAGGACUGGGGGUUAAAGCGGCAGAGGGUUGGGAGUGGGAAUGCCUGGGCUCUCUGUCCCGCUGCGGGAUGGGAGUGAGGCUUCUGGUUCAAGCAGGAGGGAGCACUGGUUCCCAGGACUCCAUGCUUCCCUUUGUGACUCUCCUGCAUCGUCAAGGGCAGGUCAUUUGCCUCAUGGAGGACUGGCAGUUCAUUUCUUUGCCUGGCAUCCCCUGGUGAGGCUUGUCUCUGUGGGUGCAGGAGGUCCCGAUCUCCCAGCUCCAGCUGUUUCUGGCACCUUGCUGCUUCUUGCGAAGAGGGGAAGGCCCCCCUGGCUGGGUAAGAGGUGGUGGUUGGGAUGGGCGCCAACUUCUCUCUGGACUUGUGUUUUUCCAUUGACAGGUUUUCAUUAAAGGAAGGUUAACACCA
This is a messenger RNA of Alligator mississippiensis (American alligator), 3416 nucleotides long. RefSeq names its product zinc finger protein ZFP2-like. Bases 1116 to 2873 code for a protein of 585 amino acids. Gene Ontology annotation, biological process: regulation of transcription by RNA polymerase II. Gene Ontology annotation, molecular function: DNA-binding transcription factor activity, RNA polymerase II-specific; RNA polymerase II transcription regulatory region sequence-specific DNA binding. The transcript is spliced from 4 exons. Gene Ontology annotation, cellular component: nucleus. The record is from RefSeq and is a predicted model, not a curated record. NCBI's taxonomy places the organism in Eukaryota, Metazoa, Chordata, Crocodylia, Alligatoridae.